Molecule: messenger RNA, 678 nt
Organism: Theileria orientalis strain Shintoku
Lineage: Eukaryota; Apicomplexa; Aconoidasida; Piroplasmida; Theileriidae
Product: peptidyl-prolyl cis-trans isomerase
Exons: 4
Coding region: 1-678 (225 amino acids)
Biological process (GO): protein peptidyl-prolyl isomerization
Molecular function (GO): peptidyl-prolyl cis-trans isomerase activity
Source: RefSeq, a predicted model, not a curated record
AUGAAUAAAAUGAACAUAUUUAUGCCAUUCCAACUGUUUAAAUUCGCCUAUAAGCGUUUUUCAAAUCUUCCAUACAGAGCAAAGAUAUAUUUGGGUUUGUUGACGACGGGAGCAAUAGUAUGGCCGAAAUAUAACAAGGCGCCAUCAAUAAAGUCGGAAAAUAUACAUAAAAGAGCAAUAACGGACUACGUGUAUAUGGAUAUCGCAAUGGACAACGUGUACCUGGGAAGAAUACUAAUAGGAUUGUACGGAAGACUGCUGCCGCUGACAGUGGAAAACUUUAUCAGCAUGUGCGAAGGGUUCGUAGUCAAGGACAAAAAAAUAGGAUACCUGAACACGAGAUUCGAUAAAAUAAUGCCAAACACAGCAAUAGUGGGAGGAAAGUUGUUUAACAACAAGGGGAAGCUGGACUCGUGCACAAUAUACGGAAGAAGGAUGCCAGAAGAAUCGUUCGACACAAGCUUCAUACAGGAAGGAGACGUGGCGAUGUUGAGUGACGGACCACUGGGAGUGUCCUCGAGGUUUUUCAUAACCCUGACGAGGAAUCCGGGGUUUCAGCAAAAGUCAGUGGUGGUAGGCACAGUGGUCAAGGGAAUGAAGCUGAUAAGAAUGAUAGGAGAAGGAGCGAGAAAGGACGGAAUGCCGAACAGAGAUAUAAGGUACCCAGGUAAAAGCUAA